AUGGCAGAUGUCACGACAAAGAGCCCUAUUCCUACCUUGGCUUCUGCUCCCUUCGAUAAGGCGAACGCAGACGUCAUACUUCGCUCUGCGGACAAUGUCGACUUCCGCGUGCAUAAAAUUGUGCUCGCACUAGCAUCACCCCUAUUUGAGGAUAUGUUCACUUUGCCUCAGGCUGCUUGUGAGGACGUGAAACAUGACGGCGCCACUAUUCCAGUGAUCCCUUGCCCUGAGAAUAACCGGACAUUGGACCACUUGCUACGACUCUGUUAUCCCGUUGAUGAUCCUGUACACGUCAUGCCGAUGGAAAUACGCGACGUUCUGUCUGCGGCUGCGAAGUACCAGAUGCAGGAGGCGGUGAGCCUGAUGCGGACGGCAUUGUUGCGGCUGGCCUCAAUUGACCCUAUGGCGGUGUAUGCAGUCGCCUGUGACCUGAGUUUGGACCUCGUGGCAGAACGUGCUGCUAGAGGGUUCCGCUCGGAUCCUCUGGACGACUAUGUCCCAGAGAUGGACCACAUUUCUGCUGGCGCCUAUUAUCGUCUUUUGCAGUAUCGAAUGGCAUCAUCUCCGCCAGCCAUCUUCGACUUCUUUGGCCAUGAUCAGAAUGGUCCGUCCAGCCCGGGAGGACUGGACAGAGCUGCAGCUACAGCUGUGCCUUCUCCGCAAACAGUUCUUCCGAUAUUCAGCUCCAAAGGGGAAGGAGAUUUCAUUCUCAGAUCUAGAGAUGGUACUGACUUCUAUGUCCUGGAGAGGCUGUUGUCCUUAGCAUCCUCUAUUCCUUUAUCUAGCUGGCCUCGCGAGCAGAAGGACUGCUCUGACCAAUUUCCUCCCAUUAUCUUCCUCGCUGAGCACACUGUGGUUCUAAGCCGUCUUCUGCAGCUCAUCUACCCGAUGACUGAACCACUAGUCGAAGACAUGGCGGAGGUCGUUGCUCUUCUAGAGGCUGCUAAGAAAUACCAAGUCCAGAAGGUGGAGGAGUUUGCCAGAAGAAAACUCAUGGAGAAGGUGGGCGUUCAUCCAUUGCGUGUCUACCUCGUUGCAGCCAGGUUCAAAUGGAAAAGAGAAGCCAAGGAGGCUGCUAGACUGGCGGUGUACCAGACAUGCGAUGUGUACGUCCCCGAGAUGGAGAUGGCGUCCGCCCAAGCAUACCGGCGAUUCUUGGAAUACCGUGAAAAAUGUCGUCGAGUCGUCUCCGAGUGCGUAUCGGAAUACGUCCAGCCCGAGAAGUCCCAGUCCCCACCCUCUCCAUUCGGCGAUCUGGCGGCUUCUCUGACUUCGCUGCUCGCUACAGUCUCUCAGCGGGGCUCGGAAAAGUCUUUGUUCUGGAACGAGAAGGGAUAUGGCGACGAAUUAUGGCCCAAGAUAUUCACAGCGAUCCAACCGACUAGUGCAUCGACAGAGACCCAGAAUCGUCUGCAUCACAUAGUGUAUUCAACACCGCGGUGGCGCAAGACUCAGAACACAACUCCACCAACCCAAUUAUCAGGCUUCUUGACUGACGUUGAUAAGCUAGAAGAUAGUAUUCGAGAUGCCAUCACGCGGAUCGAAUUCAAGCUGCCUACGUAA
This is a messenger RNA of Sparassis crispa, 1563 nucleotides long. RefSeq lists its product as hypothetical. Bases 1 to 1563 code for a protein of 520 amino acids. NCBI's taxonomy places the organism in Eukaryota, Fungi, Basidiomycota, Agaricomycetes, Polyporales, Sparassidaceae. The record is from RefSeq and is a predicted model, not a curated record. The transcript is spliced from 3 exons. Gene Ontology annotation, molecular function: protein binding.